GAAUCUCUGUCCGCAUUCGUGUGCGAUCUUCUCUCUCUCCUCCGAGAUGUCAGACACGUAUCAUCGUCCCAAUCAGAAGCGCCUUCAGACGCUGCGCGACAUCGCAAACAAACUGCGCGUGCACAGCAUCGAGGCGACCACGGCUGCAAACUCGGGACAUCCGACGUCGUGCUGCUCGGCGGCAGAAAUUAUGUCGGUCCUGUUUUUCCACGAAAUGCGCUACAUCGUGUCGAGUCCUAGAGACCCGGCUAGUGACCGUUUCAUUCUUUCCAAGGGUCAUGCGGCGCCGGUUCUAUACGCCGCCUGGGCGGAAGCCGGUCUCAUUGACAAGAAAGAGCUCGUCAACUUGAGAAAGCACGGACACGAACUGGAAGGCCACCCGACACCGAAACUCUCUUUUGUUGAUGUUGCUACUGGUUCUCUUGGUCAUGGCCUUAGUAUUGGUGCCGGCAUGGCGUACACUGGCAAGUACUUUGACAAGGCAAGUUACCGCACAUACGUCAUGAUCGGCGACGGAGAAUCUGCAGAAGGCAGUGUGUGGGAGGCGGUCAACUUCGCCUCUCAUUACAAACUCGACAACCUCGUAGCUAUCUUUGAUAUCAACCGACUCGGUCAGUCUGAGCCCGCUCCUCUGCAACACAACAUGGAAGUCUACCGCAAACGACUCGAGAGCUUCGGUUGGCAUGCCAUAGUAGUCGACGGGCACGAUGUCGACGCCCUCUGUCGAGCCUUGCAUGAAGCCAAGACGACCACUGACCGUCCGACCGCUCUAGUGGCUAAAACCUACAAAGGCCAUGGAAUCACCGGCAUCUCUGAUGAAGAGAACUGGCAUGGUAAACCUCUGGGCACCAAGACAGACCAAGCGUUGGAAGAAAUACGAGCUCGAAUUGCCAACGAUGGCCCACAUGGAAUAACACCGCAACCGGUUAUUGAUGAUGUCCCCAAAUAUGACGGUAAACCGGUGAAGCUGUCGUCGAAGCCGAAUUACGACUUGGGCAGCAAAUUUGCUACAAGGAAGGCUUACGGGAAUGCACUCAAGAAGUUGGGCGAUAGCGAUCGUCGAAUCGUGGCGAUGGAUGGUGAUACAAAGAACUCCACGUUCUCUCUGACGUUCAAGAAUGCGCAUCCCGAUCGCUACGUCGAGUGUUUCAUCGCCGAGCAGAAUCUCGUCGGUGUGGCCAUUGGCUGCGGUUGCCGCGAUCGUACGAUUCCGUUUGCGAGCACGUUUGCUGCCUUCUUUUCGAGAGCCUACGACCAGAUUCGUAUGGGGGCCAUAUCUCAGACGAAUGUCAAUCUGGUGGGGUCACACGUCGGUUGCUCGAUUGGUGAAGAUGGGCCGUCUCAGAUGGCGUUGGAAGAUAUUGCGAUGAUGAGGGCGAUUCCAACCUGUACGGUCUUUUACCCGUCGGAUGCCGUUUCGUGUGAGCGAGCAACCGAGCUGGCUGCGAAUACUAAGGGUAUCUGCUUCAUCCGUACCAGCCGGCCAGACACCAUAGUCAACUAUUCUGCUGAUGAAGUGUUUGAGAUUGGCAAGGGAAAGCUUUUGAGGAAGUCUGCCAACGAUGCUGUCACAGUCGUUGGAGCUGGUGUGACCGUUCAGGAGGCCACCAAGGCGGCUGAUGAGCUCGCCAAAGAAAACAUCCACAUCCGUGUCGUCGAUCCAUUCACAAUCAAGCCCAUCGACGCUUCUCUUCUCAAUGAUAGCGCCUCCGCCACCGGCGGCAAGGUCAUCACCGUGGAAGAUCACUAUCCAGAAGGCGGUGUUGGCGAUGCAGUGGCCGAUGCACUUGGUCAUCGCCCUGAUGUUAUUAUCCAGCGUCUAGCUGUGAGAGCCAUCCCAGGUAGUGGCCCAGGUAGUGUCCUUAUGGAGGAUCACGGCAUAUCCACUCAUGCAAUCAUUGAAGCUGUCAAGAAACUGAUUGCCUAGGCUCAAGGAUACUGAAUGGGACCUCGAUUUGUGUGUUGGAUUUGUUUGUGGCUGUGAUUCUCAGGGUGUAGUGGCACUCUGUAGCGGAUGAUGUGAUUGACCCUGAUUUUAGAUUAGCAGGGUAUUGAAGACCAGAAGUCUUUGAUACAUUUUAGAUCAAUAAAACAUUCAAUCGUGACAAAAAGUUCAAUGAAAUUAAAACACUGUAGCCUGA
Molecule: messenger RNA, 2141 nt
Organism: Corticium candelabrum
Lineage: Eukaryota; Metazoa; Porifera; Homoscleromorpha; Homosclerophorida; Plakinidae
Product: transketolase-like
Exons: 7
Coding region: 47-1927 (626 amino acids)
Molecular function (GO): transketolase activity; thiamine pyrophosphate binding
Source: RefSeq, a predicted model, not a curated record